Prinia subflava (tawny-flanked prinia) is the source of this 1051-nucleotide messenger RNA. Its product is annotated as oxygen-dependent coproporphyrinogen-III oxidase, mitochondrial-like. Gene Ontology annotation, molecular function: coproporphyrinogen oxidase activity. NCBI's taxonomy places the organism in Eukaryota, Metazoa, Chordata, Aves, Passeriformes, Cisticolidae. The record is from RefSeq and is a predicted model, not a curated record. Gene Ontology annotation, cellular component: cytoplasm. Bases 16 to 660 code for a protein of 214 amino acids. The transcript is spliced from 5 exons.
CUGCCUUUUUUUGCCAUGGGUGUGAGCUCUGUUAUCCAUACAAAGAAUCCUCAUGUUUCAGCAGCGCACUUCAACUACAGAUACUUUGAAAUUGAAGAAGCGGAUGGAAAUAAAGAGUGGUGGUUUGGUGGCGGGAGUAACCUCACUCCAACUUACCUGAAUGAAGAAGACGCCGUUCAUUUUCACAAGACUCUGAAAGAAGCCUGUGACAAGCAUGAUCUGAAGCUGUACCCCAAGUACAAGAAAUGGUGUGAUGACUACUUCUAUAUCAAGCACCGUGGCGAGCGAAGAGGGAUUGGAGGCAUAUUCUUUGAUGAUAUGGACUCCCCCUCCAAGGAGGAGGUGUUCCAGUUUGUAAAGAGUUGUGCCAAAGCUGUUGUGCCUUGUUACAUUCCCAUUGUGAAGAAGCACUGCCAUGACUCCUUCACCCCAGAGGAAAAGCUAUGGCAACAGCUUCGGAGAGGACGUUAUGUAGAGUUCAACUUGGUUUAUGACAGAGGUACUAAGUUUGGCCUCCUGACACCAGGAUCAAGAAUCGAAAGCAUUCUUAUGUCUCUCCCACUGACUGCAAGGUGGGAGUACAUGCACGACCCACCCGAGAACUCCAAAGAAGCAGAAAUCUUGGAGGUUCUGCGGAAUCCCAAAGACUGGGUGCACUGACACGGGUCCUGAAGAAGAUGGGUUGCUUCCACUGAGCUGUUCUGAGCGAACAGGAACGCCUGCAAACCAGCCCAUUCAAACUGCUGUGGCGUGGUGUUUCAGUGUGUCCAUUUAUACUCUUCCUAGUGCCUUAGUUAUGCUGUAGACUUGUUAGAACUUGCAAAUGCGUGAACUCCUUCUUUUAGAUUGAUGGGCUAACAUUGUCACCCGUCACUGUUGCCUUGUGAAGGACUGGUGAAGACCUGAUAGGGCUACUCUGCAUGCUUUAGAUGACUGCAAAAUGGCAAACUGCUGUGAUAUGUUCAGGGAAAUGAAGGCAUUAUCUGUGCCUAAAUGGCACUGCUUACCCUUAUGGAAUGUUGGGAUGCUUAAAAACUUUUUUUAAAAGAAU